This is a messenger RNA of Dissoconium aciculare CBS 342.82, 1200 nucleotides long. RefSeq names its product NAD(P)-binding protein. The record is from RefSeq and is a predicted model, not a curated record. Lineage: Eukaryota; Fungi; Ascomycota; Dothideomycetes; Mycosphaerellales; Dissoconiaceae. The transcript is spliced from 3 exons. The coding region runs from base 134 to 1078 and encodes 314 amino acids.
CAAGCAGCAAAAUCACGGCAUAUGCACCUUAGCAACUUGUAGAAGAAAGACGGUGAAUUGGCCUCCACAUCGUCGCACUUGCUAUUGAGAAUCAUCUAAAUUGAUUGAAAGCCGUGCAUUGAAGAUCUGCAAGAUGAAGUCUACUGCAAAGGCUCGUGUUCAGGCCCUGAGCGAACAGCUCAAUGAACCUCCGCGGAGUCCUGGCGCAUUUGAAGAUAUUCCUCAGAUCCCAACCGUAGCAGGUAACUCAGCAGGACCACGGACACAAGGCAAGGUUGUCAUAAUUACUGGCUGCAACUCCCCGUUGGGAAUCGGUCGUGCCUCAGCUCAUCAAUUCGCCAACAAUGGCGCCAAGGCAAUUUUCAUUUGCGACUGGAACACCGACCAUCUUGAAACCCACAAGCGCGAGAUCAACUCACUCUAUCCCAAUGUCGAUAUCCACACGCGGAAAGUCGACGCCGGCGAUGAGAAGCACGUCGAGGCCCUUGUCGACGAUGCUCUGAAGCUUUACGGUCGUCUCGAUAUCUUCUUCGCCAAUGCCGGAAUCAACAUCUCAUACCAGAGCGUCCUCCAGGGCUCUUCGGAGGACUUCAUGGAGACGAUGCGUGUCAAUGCAUUAGGCGUAUUCUUGGCUGUCAAGCACGGCGCUCGCGGCAUGCUCGAGACAUCAGCUGAGAAGAAGUACCCCGGAGGUUCCAUUGUUGGCGUCGCCUCGGUCGCAGGCCUCCGUUCAAAUGCCGGACCGACAGACUACUCGGCUUCCAAAGCGGCCGUCAUCAGCAUAAUGCAGACUAGCAGCUAUCAGCUGAAGGGCACAGGAAUUCGCUGCAACGCGAUCUGCCCUGGCAUCAUUGAGACGGGUAUGACCAGUCCCAUGUACGAGUCGGCACGUGCGAGGGGCUCAGAGCAAAAGAUCGGGCAACUCAACCCACUUAUGCGCGGCGGGGUAUCGGACGAAAUUGCGCGUGUCGCCUUGUUCCUGGGCAGUGACGAAGCGAGUUAUGUCAACGGUCAAGCGUGGGCAGUAUGCGGAGGUCUAUCAGCAGGACAUCCUUUUGUACCAGGUAGAAUGGCAUGAUCGCCUAUCGACGUUUGUAUCUAUGUCACCAGACACCUUACUAAAUUCAUUAUACUUGAUGUAAAGGGAUCAAAAGCUGCUACUAUGCAAAUGCUAAUUACUAUCAAACGACCACGCCACGA